Messenger RNA from Laccaria bicolor S238N-H82, 690 nucleotides. RefSeq lists its product as uncharacterized. Gene Ontology annotation, cellular component: mitochondrial outer membrane. The record is from RefSeq and is a predicted model, not a curated record. The coding region runs from base 6 to 461 and encodes 151 amino acids. Gene Ontology annotation, biological process: intracellular protein transport. The transcript is spliced from 2 exons. Lineage: Eukaryota; Fungi; Basidiomycota; Agaricomycetes; Agaricales; Hydnangiaceae.
CAACCAUGGUCAAAGUCGAAAUUGUUGACGAGAAGGAAAUCGGCCAGUCGCCCUAUGCCUCAUCAUCGGACUCACGAACAUCGUCCUCGGCGUCCAUAUCAUCAGUAGAGUCAGAUAUAUCCGUCGACGAGUCCUUCUUCGAUCGCGUCGCCGCCCUCGUAGACAUUGUUCCCCCUACAACACGCCACUCCAUUGCCUCACGCGUAUCAAAAACAGCCUCAAUUCUCAAGCGCGGUGGAAAGCUGGUUGGAAACAUCGUCUGGGUGGUCACGACAUCCGCCCUUCUCGUCGCUCUGCCCCUGGCGUUGACGCUUGAAGAUGAGGCAAAAAUUGUAGCUCAGGAAAAGGAAAUGUUGGAACAGCAACAGGGCGCCCAACAAAUGCUGGCACCUUCCAUGUACCCAUCUGGCUCAAAUUCUGGCCAGCCACAACCAAAAUCACUCGUCCCUCCUGGUUUCUAGUCACCCCGGUGGUUCAGUGUAUCCCUGCUACUUACCUUAUAUCUAUUACCUAUUCUGCAUGCAUUCUCAUGGCGGAAGCACCAUCACUUAUACAUUCGCUGUCACACCCAUUCGCGUGCCAAUGCCGUCAGCGUUAUAAUCUAUCGUGUACUACGCUUCCCCAUAUGCAUUCAGGCACAUUGACAUCCAUCUAGGUUCUGUUAAUGGAAAGAGGACAAGUGGAAUGUUU